AUGCGAAAAAAAAACCAUGAUUACUGGUUCCUAAUUCCGAGGAGGAAGCUAGGCUCAGCUGUGGGCCGGCGCCAUGUGAAGAAGCCUCAAUUGUCACGAUGCCUCGGAAAUGAAACCCAACCGAGACUUCAAUGCGGACCGAGCACGAGUAGCCCAUCGGAAUAUGAAUCAGCCUGGUUCAUAACUGCCUAUUUUAUAGCACAUCCACCCAAAGACUUAAGCCGAAACUCAAGCCCCACCACACCCGAAAGCCUUAACAACCACACAUAA
Messenger RNA from Ustilaginoidea virens, 270 nucleotides. RefSeq lists its product as uncharacterized. The record is from RefSeq and is a predicted model, not a curated record. The transcript has 3 exons. NCBI's taxonomy places the organism in Eukaryota, Fungi, Ascomycota, Sordariomycetes, Hypocreales, Clavicipitaceae. The coding region runs from base 1 to 270 and encodes 89 amino acids.